This is a messenger RNA of Saccharomyces mikatae IFO 1815, 648 nucleotides long. It is a transcript of the gene UBC1, whose product is annotated as E2 ubiquitin-conjugating protein UBC1. Bases 1 to 648 code for a protein of 215 amino acids. The record is from RefSeq and is a predicted model, not a curated record. Gene Ontology annotation, molecular function: protein binding. The transcript has a single exon. Lineage: Eukaryota; Fungi; Ascomycota; Saccharomycetes; Saccharomycetales; Saccharomycetaceae.
AUGUCUAGAGCUAAGAGAAUUAUGAAAGAAAUCCAAGCUGUCAAGGACGACCCUGCAGCUCACAUCACCCUUGAAUUUGUGAGUGAAUCCGAUAUUCAUCAUUUAAAGGGUACAUUUUUGGGCCCACCGGGAACGCCUUACGAAGGUGGCAAAUUUGUUGUGGAUAUCGAAGUUCCUAUGGAAUAUCCAUUCAAGCCACCCAAGAUGCAGUUCGACACAAAAGUGUACCAUCCAAAUAUAUCAUCAGUGACAGGUGCUAUUUGCUUGGAUAUUCUCAAGAAUGCAUGGUCGCCAGUAAUAACAUUAAAGUCUGCAUUAAUCUCACUUCAGGCGCUAUUACAAUCCCCAGAGCCCAAUGAUCCUCAAGAUGCAGAAGUGGCACAACACUAUCUACGGGAUAGAGAAUCUUUCAACAAAACUGCUGCGUUAUGGACCAGGCUAUACGCCAGUGAAGGUGCCAAUGGCCAAAAAGGCAACGUGGAGGAGUCUGAUUUAUAUGGCAUUGACCACGAUUUGAUCGAGGAGUUCGAAUCUCAAGGUUUUGAAAAGGACAAGAUUGUGGAAGUUUUGAGAAGAUUAGGUGUCAAGUCUCUCGAUCCUAAUGAUAACAACACAGCCAAUCGUAUCAUCGAAGAAUUGUUGAAGUGA